Messenger RNA from Maniola jurtina (meadow brown), 1920 nucleotides. Its product is annotated as glucose dehydrogenase [FAD, quinone]-like. Bases 50 to 1909 code for a protein of 619 amino acids. The transcript has 5 exons. Gene Ontology annotation, molecular function: oxidoreductase activity, acting on CH-OH group of donors; flavin adenine dinucleotide binding. NCBI's taxonomy places the organism in Eukaryota, Metazoa, Arthropoda, Insecta, Lepidoptera, Nymphalidae. The record is from RefSeq and is a predicted model, not a curated record.
GGUCUUUACAUAUUUUUGAUCUAGCUGCAAUUCAGAAGCUCAGAUCGAAAUGAUUUGGCAGCCCCUCAACCUUACGGAGGUAUGCCCGCCUUGCACCCCGGUGUCAGCAUGUUCCAACUUCGGCUUCGUGUACCUCAGCCUGCUGGUGCAGCUGUUCGGCGGCUCGGCUGAGCAGAAGAAGCAGGAGAAGUGCGCUAGAGAUCCCGUGGAUGGGGCGGAGUAUGACUUCAUAGUAGUGGGCGCGGGGGCAGCGGGCUCUGUCAUUACUAAUAGACUCACUGAGAAUCCACACUGGAAGGUCCUGUUACUGGAAGCUGGUGGCGAGGAGCCGGACGUGACUCGAGUGCCCAGCUUCUUCACCGUCCUCACCAGUUCCAGCUUGGACUGGAAAUACUCCUCGGAACCCAAUGGGAAGAGCUGCCUCGCAUUUCCUGAAGGAAGAUGCGGCUGGCCAAGAGGUAAAGGAAUGGGCGGUUCGACCGCUAUCAACGCAAUGGCGUACGUCAGAGGGAACAAAGUAGAUUAUGACGAGUGGGAGCGUAUGGGCAACAAGGGCUGGAGCUAUGACGACUGUCUACCAUACUUCAUGAAAUCUGAAAGAAAUUUGAAUAAAUACUCGGUCGAUAGUGCAUUCCACGGCGUAAGAGGGGAACAGGCGGUGUCCUGGUUGCUUUCUGAGGAUGACCCGUCGACCAUGAUGAUUGAUGCGUUCAACACAGUGGGCAUACCUUUCCGCGACUUCAACGGAGCCGAACAAGUAGGCGCCAUGCAGGCGCAGACAUUUUCAGUAGAUAGCGAGCGUGUAUCUGCCUACUCCGCUUUCAUACACCACAUCCGACAUACGAGACCUAACUGCGACGUCAAACCUCACUGCGAAGUUACAAAAAUACUUAUAGACGAUACUAAAACUGCUCGAGGAGUAGAAUACAUCAAGGAUGGCAAGAAGUAUACGGCGUAUGCCAAGAAAGAGGUAAUCACUUGCGCUGGAGUCGUCAACACGGCGAAACUACUGAUGUUGUCAGGGAUAGGCCCGAAAGAACACUUGGAAAGCCUAAAUAUUCCUGUAGUGCAAGAUCUAGCAGUCGGUGAGAAUCUCCAAGAUCACGUUUCUUUUAACGGCAUGAUAGUCGCGUUGUCGAACGAAACCGCCCCGACUGUUAGUGAAGAUCAAAUGUUGAGCGAUAUCAAGGAGUACGCUGAAAUGAAAAUCAAGAAAGGCCCUCUCGCCGGGCUCGGUCCUAUCAUGUCCUGUUCGUUCAUCAAAUCGGAGCCCCACUUGGUAGCACCCGACUUGCAAUGCCAAGCCGUGCCCGUCCUCCGCUGGGAAGAGUUCAUACAGGAUCCGAUCACACACGAGAAGGCCGCAAUCAUGCCCACCGCUUACUAUAACGCUCUGGUACCGAGAAUUAUGAACGUAGUGCCAAAAAGUAGAGGAAAGAUGUUCCUAAAUAAAAAUGAUCCAAACGGGCCUCCAGAAAUACACGCCAAUUACCUUGGCGAUGAGAGGGAUAUAGAACCACUCAUGAGAGGUGUACGAUUUUUGUUAUCUUUAGAAGAUACGGAAGCCUUCAAAUCGCGUGGAGCAUAUUUCGUUCGCGAAAAGAUGCCACAUUGUAAAGAACACGAGUGGGGUACGGACGAGUACUUCCUUUGUUUGAUUAGACAGUACACUUCCACUACUCAUCACCAGUGUGGAGGAUGCAAGAUGGGCCCGAGUUGGGACAAGAAGGCGGUCGUGGACAGCGAGCUGCGCGUGUACGGCGUGGCCCGGCUGAGAGUGAUCGACGCGUCGAUCAUCCCUGUCGUGAUGCGCGGCAACACGGCAGCCCCGACUAUGAUGAUCGCAGAAAAAGGCGUAGAUUCCGUUAUAAAGUAUUGGCAAAAUACUACUGAUGAUUAUUGUUUCUAAUUUUAUUGAAA